GCAGCGCUGGCCGCGCAGGAUGUGUGUGAUACAGACACACACCUUCCACUGAAAAAACACACCUGCCGCACUGGGAGGAAAAACACAACGCAUCUCAUCUUAAACGUUCCAAGGCUUUGACCUCUGACCGAAAGUCUGAAGGUAACAGCACAGUAUGAUGGGACUCGGUGGUUGAAGUGAACUCAUCAGAGUCAAGAGUUGGCAGCAUUGUGAAAUAUAAGUUCUAUAUUCUUUGUGAAAUCAACAACAAACUCCUCAUGCAUUCUCCUUGAAAUUACCUUGUAAUGACAUCAAGACAUCACACUGUAUUUUAGCAAGGAGGCUGACCUGAUUUGCGAAGUAUUUGUUCAGUGGCCCUCCAGGACUGUGUCAAUGCUAAAGUGAUGCUUAUCAUGGCUAAUGUGACAUCUGCCGUGGAAGAGUUGGCAGGUGACCAUACCAGACCUGCAGUAAGUCCAAUGGAUUUCGCAGAACCUUCUGCAAAAUCCACAAAUGUCCCAAGCCAUGGAGGUGACAGCUUUGUCAGUCCACCAGAGGGACCCCCACCACCACCUCCACCUCCUCUACCGCUGGGCCAUCCCGGUCAAACGCACGCUUCACGGAAGAAACGGCGGGUACGGAGUUUCUUCUGGAAAACCAUUCCAGAAGAGAAGGUGCGGGGAAAACCUAAUAUUUGGACUAUGGCAGUGAGACAGCAGCAGUAUCAAAUUGACGUGAAGACGGUUGAGGAGCUCUUUGGCCAGCAGGAGCAUGUUCGAACCAAUACGGGCAGUGGACACCCUUGUGCUAGGAGAUCCAGAGGCUCGUUUAAAGAGACCAAGGGUGAGAUCAGCAUCCUGGAUUCCAAGAGAGGAAUGAACAUUGGAAUUUUCCUCAAACAGUUCAAAAAGUCCAAUCAUGCAAUAGUAGAAGAUAUCCGUCUGGGCAACAGUAAACAGUAUGGGGCUGAACCACUGAAAGAACUACUCAAACUACUACCUGAGUCAGAGGAGAUCAAGAGAUUGAGAGAAUUCAAAGGAGAUCCCAAUAAUCUGACACUGGUCGAUUCCUUCAUGUUCCUGUUGAUUCAAGUACCAAGCUUCGAGGUGAAUAUUGAGGCUAUGGUACUCCAGGAAGAGUUCCAUCCAUCUUGUGCGUCCAUGUGUCGUGAGAUUAACAUUGUGCGUCAGGCUACCGAAGAACUAAUGACUUGUGAAGAGCUCCAUGCCAUUCUACAUUUGGUUCUCCAAGCUGGAAACAUCAUGAAUGCUGGUGGCUAUGCAGGCAAUGCUGUGGGCUUCAAACUGUCUUCCCUGCUUUCUCUGGCAGACAACAAGGCAAACAGACCUGGCAUGAACCUGCUCCAUUUUGUGGCACUGGAAGCACAAAAAAAAGACGAGGCCCUUUUAAAGUUUCCAGAGAAACUAACAUGUGUCCAGAGUGCAGCUAGAAUAUCAGUAGAAAACAUUGAGGCAGAGUUUUCUUCUCUUUAUGUGAAAACACGUUCUUUGGAGCAGAAAAUCCAGGAGAACAAUGAGCUGCAAAAGCAGCUAGAUCCAUUUUUGCAGAGCGCUACACAAGCCCUGCAGGACCUUAAACGCACCAGACUAGACUUGCGCAAGGAAGGCAAUGCUCUCAUUGACUUUUUCUGUGAAGACAAAGACACCUUUAUAUUGGAUGAGUGCUUUAGAAUCUUCCAAGACUUUUGUCUAAAGUUCAAAAAAGCAGUCAAGGACAAUCUGGACAGAGAAUUAAAAGAUGAAACCAGACGGCGACGUUUACGGGAACUGGAGGAGAGACGGUCUGCCUGGGCUGGAAAUGAGAAAGGUGAUAAUGAAGGUUUUGGUCGGAGUAGUAGUGAAAAUGAUGUUGACAUCCUAACAAAACAAGGUCUUUUGGACUUCUUGGUACAUUCAAGACCUCAAAGCCCCCACAGUCCUUUAGGGCGCUCGGCUAGUGCUCGUCGCUAUCAUCACACGGUUGGUGACCGUGGCUAUGUGGAGCUUGUCUCUGUGCCUUCAGCUACUGAGUACAACAAAUUUAGCAGCCUUCCACGUUCAAGCAGGAACCAUAAAAGAAAGACAAUGCCCUGGCUUUUUUUACAGGAUAAUAAUAGGGAGCUGAACCCACAAAGUCAAGCUUAUCAAGAGAUGGACACAACUUCAACAAAGGCUGAAACAGAACCGAUCAGUCCUUUAGCUAGAUACUCAACUUCUGGCCACAACAUGAACAAUGAUCCCUACAAUAAUAAUUAUUACGCUUCUCUCUCAGAAGGUGGAGUUACCCCUCAAUUAAGUAACUCAAAGAAUGUUUUUCAGAAGACAUCUGGACAAGGUGUUGGACACAUGAGUGUUUGCGUAGAGAAACACACACUAGUUCCUGGCCUACAGCCCUUUGAAAUAGCAGGCCAGAUCAAUAACAACAGUCAUUUUACUUUAGACAACCCGUGUGAAGUUGUAGUGACAGAUCUGGAAAGAGAUGAAAACUAUUCCAAACUAUUUGUUCUUGAUACCCCUCCAUAUAGUAGAAGUUCUGAGGAGGCACCCAAGCCUGAAAAACUAUGUAACAAUAUGUCCCAGGAGGAGGAAGUGGAUACAAGCACCUUUUCCUCAACAACGUGUGAAACACCAUUGCCCCUCGAUCCAUCUGCUUCCAAUAAGAAACCUGUGUUAAAUGUCAUGGACUGCACUGAAACUGACUGUUCUGUUGUGUUGGACUGUUCUGAGAUUGAGAGUUUUCCCAUUAUUAACGAAGUAUCUGGACCUAAAUCAAAGCCACAGGAUGGCAACUUUUCAAGAAUCCCUCAGGAUGCAAAUUCUCUUUCCUCCAAUUUGGAGUCCAUCAAUGGUCACUCUGUCUCCGCAUUAAGUGAUGAAUAUCUUGCAGAAAACGUUGACAAAGAGGGUCCAGAACCAGUCAGUACAUCUGUAACUACUGAAGAACCAGAGACGGACAGCUGUGACAUAGCUGAGGGGCGGAAAGAUGAGAAGGCAGUCCUAACCUGUAAACCCAAAGGGACCAGUCAUGUCAAAACAAAGACUUUGUCCAAACCAGGGUCUACUCAUGCCAGCCAUCCCACAAGAACCCUCACAGCAACUGAGACGCAAAACAUGCGUAAAGUGGUGCCCAUUACGAGGCAGAAUCGAUCUGGUAGUAACUUGAGGAGGGUGGAAAAACGCCCUGGACAUGAAAGUGCUGAACCCAGGCGUCCAAUUCGUGACCAAAGCAUGCCAGCUAGGAGAGGUGAGAGACAAAGCAGACCAGUUCGACAUUCCAGUCUCCCUCCAGAGAAUCCCAGGGCGCAAAGAGGAACACUGGCAAGCAACACCAACCCUCGCUGGACAAAAGAGUCAACUCAACGCACACCCUCCCACAAGAAAUCAAAUCCCAAACCUAUUCGUAACAUCUCAAAACCAGCACCAGAAGAAAAGAUGUGUCGUUCAACAAUGCGAGCCUUGGCUCUAGCUCAGGCCCAAGAAACUGUGGAAGAGGUUAAAAGUGAAACUUCAAACAACACCCCCAAAGGUCCUUUGCCCAGUUUUGCUCGCAACACAGUAGCAUCCUCUUCCAGAUUUAAAAAAGACUCCCCCGCACCACCUGCUGCAGGAACACCAUCAAAGAGCUCCACCUCAUCAAGAACUAGCUCUCAGAGAUUGGCUUCUGUUGCUAGAACGGAUUCGGUCAGUAGCGGACCUUUGCCAAGGGGUGAGGACAAACUAGGGGGAUCUAUAAGGAGGGUUCAGAGCGUCAGGGCUUCCAGUCGAAGCACUCAAGGAAGUGAAACAACACCUCUACAGUCCGGACGAGAUCAUUCCUUUAAAAGUAGCAGUUUUUCAGAGAGAUCCACACAGAAUAGAGACUCUGUUUCUGUAUGCAGGACCAAUAAACCAACAUGGAAGUAGAGUGGACAUAUAACAUACUAGGUAUAAAAACAAUGUUGAACAUUGCAAAAGAAAUGUUAUUUCUGCAAGUGCACCAGAGUUACUAAAGAGGCACUUGUUGUCUCAUAUUGUCCUGAAUGUAUCUACAGCCUUUAGAAUGUAGCUGAAAUAGAUGCUCUGCAAACGUUUUAAAAGUUAUGUAAGCUACUGUCACCAUUUGACAGCAUAUGUUAGAAGCACUUUCACAUCCAUACACGGAUGGUUCUGAUGGCCUUCGUGUACUUUACACAUCAUCAACUGUCGUGAAAUCACAAAUAGAACACGUCUAUCACAAAUUAUACUUAGAUUAUAUUUUUAGUAGUUAAACUUGUGAGCUGUUCUGUUUAUCUUAUUAUUAUAUUUAGUAAAAGCAAUGCAAGUAGUACUGUUUACUAAGAUAAUAUUUUCCUUAAAACAAAUGAAGGAAACAGAUGUUCCACUUGAAGAUUUACCACCAAAUUGUUUUCUGUGCAUGACAAAUCAAGCUGAAGUGCUAAAUGUCUAUGAAUGUUUUCCAAAUACAUUUUAGCAUAGCUGAUGCAAUAGAAGUUGAGAACAACACCUUACAGUUUAAAGCCUCUUCAGAAAAUAUCUUGGUUCCAAAAUAUAUUAUGUGUCUCUAAAACCAGUGCAUCUACAGUAUAUAAGAGAAAUCAUUUGGUACGUGUUAUGGGGGCACACUGUAAUUUUUUUUACAGAAUUUAGUUUUUUACAGAUUUUCCUCAUAUAAUGACAAAAACCUGUCAUUUUACGUAAUUUUUAACGAGAUUACAUGUAUCAAAGUUUGAUUUCAAGCCCUAUGAUUUUAUUGUCUGACAUGGCAUUACUCAGAUUUAUGUGGAGAACUGUCAAUCUCAAAAAAUACCUUAAUUGGGUUUUUUACAUGCAAGGUCACAUAUGUACACAAUAGGUACAUUGAACAUAAGUAAAGCCACCUAAUAUAAAGUGGCUGCAGAGUCGCUUUCGGAUUUCAUUUUACCAUAAACUGCUGUACAAUCUUGCUGGUUUUGGCACUGUAUAUGUGACGGUUUUGCAAAUAUACUGCUAUUUAUUUGUAAAGCCAUGCUGUUAACCAGGAGUGGCAAAAUAUUGUGCUAGAGGGGAGACUAUAGAAUAUUGUGAACAUUGUCUUUGUGUUGUCUAAACAUUUGAGAAAGCACAUACACUGUAUGCAAUGUUCUCACAGUAUGUGUCUGAGGAAGUAAAGGAUGUUUACAUACAAUAGUAGCUGUGUUCUUAAAAACUAAGAAAUCAGUGUUAGAAUAAGUCUUAUUAGGAAAGAGUGGAAAAUGCUGUGUGCACUAUACUGUCAAUGUGCAGGGUACUGUAUGUGACUACUGCUGUUAUGCCCUUGACCAAGGGCAUAGCUUCACAACCAUCAGCUUGCCACACAGCAAAGCUAUCUAUUUUUCUUAGCUUUCUACUUCUUUGUGUCUAUAAUGAAGCGAUUGUGUAAAACAGCUAUAUUUAAUUGUAAUAAUAAGUCAACACUCAUAGAAUGCUGUCAGCAUGUUUUUUUAUUUUGUUGCCAUGUAUAAUGCGCUAAUUAAAUGUAGUUCUAUUUAAUUAGUUCACACUAAUACAACACAAAAGGCCUAAAAUCAUCCUACCUCUAGAAUCAUAUUUGCCACCGCUGGUUCUGAUAUUCUGAUGGUUCACUCUAUAUCAUUUAUCAAGUGAAUCAAUGGCUUUUCUGCAGGUGUACCUCAGUUACAUUGUACAAUGCCUUUUUCUUGGUUGAGAAGUUGAUGUACUUUAUUGACAUUUGUAUUUAGUACUGAUUGGUUAACAUGCUUUAGAAUGCAUCCAUGGCAAUAUGGGGAAAUCUUGCACAAUGGAAUCCUUACUCCAGCUGUAGAUAGCAGUUUAACCAUAUAAACAAGAAAAACACUACAAUAGUCAAGGUUGUUGAUUUAAAUAACUUUGAGUGACUUUAAAAAUGAAAAUGAAGUUGCAUUUGUCCAGUCAGAUCAUUUUGAAUAUACAGUAUGUCGAUGUGUUAGUGCUGGAAUGUUACUUUGGAGACUUUUUCUCUGUGAUUGUAUUAUCACAAUCAAUAUAAGCUUAUCAAUAAAAUCUAUGUGAAAAAUAUUUUAUCUAUUAAGAUUUCAUGCACGUUUUUUUUUAAUCGGCCAAAUGACUAAAAUACAAAAAAAAUUCUGUUGGUUGCAUAAUAGAAUUUAAACCAUUACAUCUAUGAGAUACCUUUACUAUUAGGCCACAGCUUCAAAGUUCUGUGUGUGUUGUCCUGGUAAACCAAAAGAUUGGAAUUUAUUUAUGUCAUGUUUGAUGGUUAGGUUUAAAAAGUAUUAUUACAAUCAAUGGAAGUCAAGGGAAUGUCCUGACUAGAACAGUAGCCUGUGUAGUUAAACAAACAAGUGUGUGUGGUUGUGUGUCUGUGCUUGUGUGAUGCAAAUUAAGUUUAGUCAGACAAACACAAAGAGAGAAUCUAUAAAUCAUAUAACCCACACAAAUGCUAAUAGUAGAAAACAUGUGAUCAAUGCUAUUGCCUUCUUUUCAUUUGGUACAUUUAGUUCAAUAUGACAUGAAGUGGUCAACUUACCACCUUAACUGAGGGCGAACAGAUAUCUUUUCACACUGAUCUUGGAACAGCACACUGAUCAAAGUUACUGCCCAAACUUUGUUUUUAUUUCCUCUACUACAAUGCCACCUGCUGUUCAUUCUUUAGAGUAACAUGAGGUUUGUCGAUGUGAGGGCCUAUCCCACUGACUGACUUUUAUGGUGGUCUGUUAGCUGUUAGGUUGUCAUAGCAAUGCUUUUCAAGAAGAGAACAAUUUCACUCAGAGCUCU
Messenger RNA from Triplophysa dalaica, 6710 nucleotides. RefSeq names its product FH2 domain containing 1 (gene fhdc1). The record is from RefSeq and is a predicted model, not a curated record. The coding region runs from base 384 to 3881 and encodes 1165 amino acids. NCBI's taxonomy places the organism in Eukaryota, Metazoa, Chordata, Actinopteri, Cypriniformes, Nemacheilidae. The transcript is spliced from 12 exons.